Mycetomoellerius zeteki is the source of this 934-nucleotide messenger RNA. Its product is annotated as elongation of very long chain fatty acids protein AAEL008004. The transcript has 7 exons. Lineage: Eukaryota; Metazoa; Arthropoda; Insecta; Hymenoptera; Formicidae. Bases 8 to 871 code for a protein of 287 amino acids. Gene Ontology annotation, biological process: fatty acid elongation, polyunsaturated fatty acid; sphingolipid biosynthetic process; fatty acid elongation, saturated fatty acid. Gene Ontology annotation, cellular component: endoplasmic reticulum membrane. Gene Ontology annotation, molecular function: fatty acid elongase activity. The record is from RefSeq and is a predicted model, not a curated record.
GUCACCAAUGCAGUUAUUUGCUUCGUUACAAGGACGAAUAAAAGUCGUGUCUAUACCCUCAAUGAUUCAAAGUGCAAUCCACGAUAUGGGAAUUAUGGAUAUUUAUCAUUAUCUUAUCGACGAAAUUUCGGAUCCUAGAGUUUCUGAUUGGCCUUUGAUGUCAAAUCCGUUUGGUAUAAUAUUGAUUUCACUCGCUUAUUUAUCUUUUGUGCUUUAUCUUGGACCACUUUAUAUGAAAAAAAGAAAAUCUUAUGCGCUUAUCAAGACUAUGAUAUGUUAUAACAUUUUUGUUGCAACUGCAAGCGCUAUUAUUUUCUAUGGCUUACUUACAUCUGGCUAUACAACACAUCUAUCUAUGGGAUGUGAACCUUUUGUAAUUUCAGAUGAUUCUAUGUCGCUCAGCAUGGCUCGAUGGGUAUGGUGGGUUUUAAUUCUAAAAAUCACUGAGCUUGCAGAUACUGUGAUUUUUAUUUUCAGAAAAAAAUAUAAUCAAAUUUCAUUUCUUCACGUAUAUCAUCACACAGUGACAAUCUUUUUGGCAUGGAUUACCUGUAAAUAUGCACCUGGUGGCAUGUGGACCUUUAUAAUGAUGCCCAAUUGCGUAGUACAUGUAAUUAUGUAUAUAUAUUAUCUUUGUGCCUGUUUGGGACCAAAAAUGCAGAAGAUAGUAGCUCCUUGGAAAAAAUAUGUGACUCGUUUGCAACUGAUUCAAUUUACUAUUAUGGUGAUCCAUACGUUUCAAGCACUUCUACCGUCUUGUGAACCAACGCGGAAACCAUUAGCAUACAUUUACAUGUCUCAAGUUGUUAUCGUAUUCUAUAUGUUCUUAGAUUAUUAUAGGAAAUCGUACUUGCGAAAGAAGAUUGAAUAAAUAUUAAAAGUAAUAUUUUAUGUAAUAAUUAGUCCAGAAGAUAUUGAAGCAAUGCAUUUACAU